GUCCCGACUGUUGAAGGGUGAAAGUGCAAAAUUGCGCAGCUAACGGACUUAAAAAAAAAACGGAUUUAUACUCAAGUAAGGAAUAACGGAGUUUCAUGAUUUUGAUACGUAAGGCCGAUGCGAUAAGCGAAUGACCAUGAGAGCGACUACACCAGCUAUUUGCGAAACACUUGUAUCACUUUGUUUCGCAGAAGAGGAAAGGUGACGCCACGUUUCCUUAUUCUUUCUUUUCAAAACUAUUGACUUGGCCGUGUUGAUGUUUUUGACGCACAGGUGGUAUUGUUGGAAAAUGACAUCUCACCUGCACACCUCAACCAAUCAAUGCUUCUGUACCCUGUGACGUUGCUGUAAACUACGCAUUCUUCUUACAGGGUACUAGUAUUUUGCCUUACUUCAAGUCCCGACUUUUGAAGGGUGGAAGUGAUCUCGGGAACAGCAGAAAGGGACGUUAUAGAUUUGUCCUUUCUCUGUCAGUCUGUUCUCGCUACAAGCUGACAAUGAGCUCGGAGAAGCUGCUUAACGUAAGCGAAGUUGCCGGCCGGGCCCGCCGAGACCGACCCGGCGCGGCCCGACCGGUGACGGUGGCGGUGGCGGCCGGGGCGGGGGUGCUGGUGCUGGCGGCCCUCGUCUUUCUCUUUCAUGGGGUUAAGCAUGUCCGUGAAAACUCCGCUCAGCUCAAAGACCAGAUCCUGGCGCUGAAGGAUCGUACCUUGGCCAUGGAGAUCAAGCAAGACGCCACCGCCAGAGACAAGGAGGAAGCGUCCUCGCACAAGGAGGAAGUGACGGCCCUGAAAAUCCACCUGUCCUCGCACAAGGAGGAAGUGACGGCCCUGAAAAUCCACCUGUCGUCCCUGCAGACUCAACUAGACAGCGAACGUGCGGAGUUACAGAAGGAGAAAGCUGGCGGGGCGUCUUUGAGGGAGAGACUGGCUGUGCUGGAAACCAAGUUCCAACUCGGGCAUGCUGAGGAACACAACUUCGGGAACUUUCGAGAGGGCGGGAAGCCGAACCAAGCUGACGGUGUCCCUGAACACAACGCCACCUUGCGGAGGUACAGGCGAUCCGACAACUCGGUCACGACACCUGCCGGCCUCUUCCGGGGUCCUGAGGGACCGGCCGGACGAGACGGGCGGGACGGCCGCGAUGGUGUUCCCGGGCCGCCCGGGCCUCCCGGUCCGGCUGGUGGAUGUGGAGGGUGUGGAGGACAAUCCUGCCCACAGCAGCCGUGCACUGCAGUACCACUAGGUAUGGAGAGCGGCGCUAUUCCUGAUGGCCACCUUACUGCAUCCACUUCGUGGGGAAGUUCAGGUCAUGACGCCAGCAAAGCUCGCCUUCAUUCCCAGGAGGGCGCCGGGGCCUGGUGCGCUGCACAGAACAACAACCAGCAAUGGUUACAGGUUGACGUGGGAGCAGAGACUACUGUUGCCGGAGUUAUCACACAGGGUAGGUCCAGUAACACUUGGCUACAAAGGGUGACCUCCUACAAACUACGCUUCAGCAGAGAUGGAAUCACGUGGUCUACAUACCUGGACAAACUUGGACGUGAGAAGAUCUUCGCUGGCAACUCUGAUCAGGACACCGAAGUGCGCCACCUGUUGGACCCACCGGUAACUGCACGUUACGUCAGGUACUGGCCGCAGACAUGGAAUCAGCACAUCAGCAUGCGAGUGGAGGUCUUGGGACAGGACUGCACCGGUGACUAGACACAGCAUGCAGACUUGGAGAUUUCCAAAGCGCAGAUUUGCACAUAACAGGAUACACAUGUAGAUAUAUCUACUUCACAGUUUGAAGUGAAACACCAAAUUUCGUCUUUUACUUAUUGUGAUAGUUUACAGCAUUUACACGUCAUCUAUCUGCUUCGUAGUUUGAAGUGAAAUACCAGUUUUCUUCUUUUACUCAUAGUUAACUCUAUUUACAAGAAACUCAGAAGUGGCACGUAAUCGAGUCACAAGUUCCUCCACCAACAGUUACUUCAGGUCUGUAGUUGUGACAAUAAUGUUCUGCUAAUUUACCGUGUCCUAAUGUUUACAGCUGCACAAAAUUACAGUUUUAUAUCAUAGCUGGUGUGUACGGUGUAAGUGGCUUGAUGAAGAUGUCAAGAACUUCAUGAUGUUAAGAAGGAAGACUAGAUAGUUCUAGAUCCAUUGUUUUUGCAUGCUGGUGUUGUUUCUAGUUACUACACUGUCUUUAGUCGUGGAGAAAUUUUGACUAAUGUUUGCAAACAAGGAGUUGAUGAAAUAUCAAUGUUGCUA
This is a messenger RNA of Branchiostoma floridae (Florida lancelet), 2252 nucleotides long. RefSeq lists its product as uncharacterized. The coding region runs from base 498 to 1703 and encodes 401 amino acids. The transcript has 7 exons. The record is from RefSeq and is a predicted model, not a curated record. NCBI's taxonomy places the organism in Eukaryota, Metazoa, Chordata, Leptocardii, Amphioxiformes, Branchiostomatidae.